GGUCUAAGAUAAAAGUAUCAAUACUCGCCCCUUUUCGUCCCUGUUUCUUCCAGUGCUGAGCUCUGCUCCUCCUGCUGGCGAUUUUCUUCGUGGCUGCAGCGGCAACGGUCCGUGAUUCGGGUGAUUGUUUUUAUUUCAGACCUUUUGCAGGGGCUGCCUGAGUUUUUAUUUAACCUGGAGGACCUGUCCUAGCUUAGUGUGUGUGUGUUAACAGCAGCACAGCAUUUGCCACCAUCUGUCAAAAGAUACUAAUAUGCCUUAAGACUGUGAUCAGCAUGUGAUGCCCAUAACCCAAACUUACUAAAGACUGGUCUAUUCAACUCAUUCUUUAUUGAGCUCCCCCUAGUGGUGGCUGCAGGCAGAGUAAAUUUUAACAGCCACAACUAUGGCUGUAAGGCAAAUGAGGGGGUGACCAAGUAAUACCAUGCGGAAUCUUAUGGUGAAUGUUGUCUGACAGAGAGAAGAAGAAACACUUUUUUGGACAGAAAAAUGUCUUCUCCACAAGUGGGACACCUGUGACGACUAUGGUGGCAUCUCCAGAAUUUCCAUGGUCAGCCGGAUAUUAGGAUGUGUAAUGAUCACAGACACAAUCUGCAAUGUCCGCCAUCAUGGUAGACACCGAUGGAGAUUUCUGCUCGGUAACUCCCUUGGAGGACGAUGACCUAGGGAGCCCAUUGUCCGGGGAAUUCCUCACGGACAUGGUGGAUAUCCAGGACAUCACCCAGUGCAUCGACGAAAAUGGGUCCACCUCGUUCAGCACUGCCGAGUACACAUAUCUGGGGAACAGUCCUGGCUCAAACGGAUCAAUCAGCACAGAUAUAACAGACACCCUGUCACCAGCAUCCAGUCCGUCCUCUAUCACCUUCCCCACUCCUGCUAGUGGCACAGAAGAUCAGUCCAGCAAACAGCUGACCCUCGAGUGCCGGGUCUGUGGGGACAAGGCAUCAGGAUUCCAUUAUGGAGUUCACGCAUGUGAAGGCUGCAAGGGCUUUUUUAGAAGAACAAUUCGCCUGAAGCUGGUGUAUGACAGAUGUGAACGGGUUUGUAAAAUCCAGAAGAAGAACCGGAACAAGUGCCAAUAUUGCCGGUUCGAAAAGUGCCUUAGUGUUGGAAUGUCUCAUAAUGCAAUUCGUUUUGGGAGAAUGCCCCGUUCUGAGAAAGCGAAGCUCACCGCUGAAAUCCUCACGUGUGAACAAGACGUCAAGGACUCACAAAUGGCCGACCUUCUGUCUCUGGCUAAAGUGAUCUACGAGGCUUACCAGAAAAACUUCACUAUGAACAAAGUAAAAGCUAGAUCAAUUCUCACCGGGAAAGGCAGCAACUCCGUACGUUUCCUUCAAGGACUGAAUUUUGGGCCUUUUGUAAUACACGAUAUGGAAACAUUAUGCAUGGCAGAAAAGACAUUAGUAGCCAAGCUUGUGGCCAACGGUAUACAGAACAAGGAGGCCGAGGUGCGCAUCUUCCAUUGCUGCCAGUACACGUCAGUGGAAGCUGUAACUGAACUUACGGAAUUUGCCAAAUCCAUACCUGGAUUUAUCGAACUGGACCUGAAUGAUCAAGUGACCCUGCUAAAAUAUGGAGUCUAUGAAGCCCUGUUUGCCAUGCUGGCUUCUGUAAUGAACAAAGAUGGGAUGUUGGUGGCCUAUGGGAAUGGUUUUAUCACCAGGGAGUUUUUGAAGAGCCUAAGGAAGCCAAUAGGUGACAUGAUGGAACCGAAAUUUGAAUUUGCCAUGAAGUUCAACGCUUUGGAAUUGGAUGAUAGUGAUAUAUCUCUCUUUGUUGCUGCCCUCAUUUGCUGUGGAGACCGUCCAGGACUGGUGAAUGUACCAAGUAUAGAGAAAAUGCAAGAAAACAUUGUGCACGUUCUGAAGCUUCAUCUGCAGUCUAACCACCCGGACGACAGCUUCCUCUUCCCCAAGCUCUUACAGAAAAUGGCUGACUUAAGGCAGCUUGUGACAGAGCACGCCCUUCUAGUCCAGACCAUUAAAAAGGCUGAAACCGAUGCGUCGCUCCAUCCAUUACUGCAAGAGAUUUACAGGGACAUGUACUGAGGACUCGUAGUAGUGUUUUCAGGGUGUACUCUUCCUGUUUUAAUGGGAGCAAGGCAUUAUACAUAGAUAUUCCCAACCUUCAGAAAUGAGUUUGUUUUAAAGCUUCCGUGCCUUCCACCUCAAAUGUUUCCGCCAUAGAGCGUUGACACUACACCUUUCCAUCAUCAGUCUUCCUUGUUAUAUUUACGAAAUGAGGAACAUUUUUUUUUAUUUUUUUGCAAUCAAACAAAUGUUAAGAUAAUCUAGCAAUACUUACAAACCUCAGGUUAGCAUCUCAAGGACAGAGAUUACAUCCUCUAUAGACAUGGUACAAUGCCACAAUCCUCUUUCUUUAAGCCAAGAAGAUAUGAGACCCGGGCAGAAAGUACAUAGUAAAUUAUUUGAUUUUUUGAUAUUUUCAUUGAAUUGUUGAAGCUUGCAGUAUCAAUUACAUAACCAACUUUGCAGAUCUAUUAUUGGUACUCACUGCCAUCCCUUGAAUGGGUUAAAAUAUGCCACAUCUAGUGACCACCUGGACUGGAUCACUUUGGAUUUGAACAAAUGGGUAUCUACGGUCACCAUAGCCUUAAAGUGGAGAAAGUGGCACCCGGAUACCAUGGAACAGCCCACAGUCUCCAGGAUUAACACACUGUCGUAUAUAACUCCCCUAUGGGAGUCAGAUUUAAGAUAUUUUUAGGCUUCCUAACUCAAGAAGAAAUCUAUAUUCUUUACAAAAUUUAUGGUAGAUACCUAAAUACAGAUGGUUUAUGGAAUAUAUUUGUAAGGUACUUUUUGUGUUGGUAAAGUAAACCAGAUUUUUUUUAACAGGAUACACUACAACCCUACAGGAGAAGACGCCAACUAAGUGAUAUCAAGUGAUAUACAGUGAUACUGGGUACUGGUUAGUGGACGUUUCGAUUUUUGGGGGAAUGAUUUAGGAAUUCCAGAUAUAUUUUUUUUUCAAUUUUUUUUUUAUUAUAUAUUCUUUUUUUUUUUUACCUGGUGAAAUUAUCUAGAAAUAACUUCAGUUUUAAUAGUGGGCUGAUUUAACAUCUGGGGGUUAUUUAGGCUUUUUAACAAUGACAGUAAUUAUUGGAAUUUCUAUAAAGGAGUGUUGACAUUUUUAUAAAAUAGAACUAAUGGCCGAGUGAAUUCCGAAUAUUCAUAAAAAAAUGCACUGUUCAUAAUUUAGUUCUUACAUUUUGUUUCCUCUCAGGGAUAUUUGCAUUUGCUUCCUUAUAUAAGUUAAACUAGCACCUUUUUUCUUUUCCGUGUUUUCAUGAUUUAUUUUUUCCCUUUUACAUAAGGCAGCAAUAUUAUUACUUAUGUUCAUAGAUGGUCAAUAUACUUAACAUUUUUCAAUCAAAUAUUAAAAUGUAAAUUAUUCCCCAUGCCUGGUACGUGAUAAUAUAUGAACAACUACAUGUAAA
Messenger RNA from Bufo gargarizans (Asiatic toad), 3460 nucleotides. Its product is annotated as peroxisome proliferator-activated receptor alpha. Gene Ontology annotation, biological process: cell differentiation; hormone-mediated signaling pathway; negative regulation of transcription by RNA polymerase II. The coding region runs from base 597 to 2051 and encodes 484 amino acids. Gene Ontology annotation, molecular function: zinc ion binding; nuclear receptor activity; RNA polymerase II cis-regulatory region sequence-specific DNA binding. Lineage: Eukaryota; Metazoa; Chordata; Amphibia; Anura; Bufonidae. The transcript is spliced from 8 exons. The record is from RefSeq and is a predicted model, not a curated record. Gene Ontology annotation, cellular component: nucleus.